This is a messenger RNA of Ilex paraguariensis (yerba mate), 2146 nucleotides long. NCBI's taxonomy places the organism in Eukaryota, Viridiplantae, Streptophyta, Magnoliopsida, Aquifoliales, Aquifoliaceae. The record is from the annotation of a GenBank genome assembly.
AUGAGAACUACCGGAAGUGAGAAUCCAAAUGGUCCAAAUUUCACUCCAAGACCUGCUACUACGCCUUUUGCUGCUCCUCAGAGUGCAACACCUUUUUUAGCAUCUGGCCCUGUGGCUGGAUCAGGGGCUUCUGCUUUUCGGCCUACCGUGCCGACUGGCUCCCAGCCUAGUACACCUUUUUUGUCAUCUGGGCCUGUUGUUGGAUCACAAGCCUCUGGGUUUAGAUCUAGACCGCCAGGUAUUUCUAACAAUCCAUCUGUGCCCCCUCCACCAACAUCAUAUGACCCACCAGCUACAGGACCUUAUCAGCGUUUUAUGACACCACAAUCUCCCUUAGCAGGUCCAGCACCUCCUGCAUACGCAUAUCCUGUGGGGCAGCCAGUUUUGCCCCCACCAGUUCAACCUCCUGCAGGCCAUGUUUCAUCUCCGCCAGUUUCCUUUUAUGCACAGCCCCAGAUACCAUUGGUGCCUAUGGGAUCACCACCUCAGAACUUGAACACUGUGCCAUCAGGCAUGAAUGUUCCUCAGGCAUCAGUACAAUCAUCAUUCGCUAGUCCCAGGCCAAACUUCCAGCCACCUUCACCGCCAAUGGGAUCUUCUUAUCCUGCUGCCAGAGGCAGUUUUCAGUCAUCUUUCCCUGGUUACCCUAAUAAGCAACAUAAUGCAGCUCCACCUGUUCAGUCUGCAGCCUCUCUUGCUCAGCAAGGGGGUUAUGCUCCACACCAAUCAACAACAUCUACCCCUUUUCUUACUCAUCAAGGAGGUUAUACCCCCUUUCCAUCAGUUGCAAACCCAUUAGGUCCAUAUCCAAGGGAACAAAUUCAGUAUCCUGGCUCUGCACCUCCUAUGGGAGCUGUGCAGGGGAUGGUAGAAGACUUCAAUUCGCUUUCCCUUGGGUCUGUUCCAGGAUCAUCUGAUCCAGGACUUGAUUUCAAAGCACUGCCAAGGCCCUUGGAUGGUGAUGUGGAGCCGAAUUUGUUAGCUCAGAUGUAUCCUUUGAAUUGUGAUUCUAGAUAUCUACGGCUUACAACUAGUGCGAUACCGAAUUCUCAGACUCUGGCCUCAAGGUGGCAUUUGCUUCUUGGAGCAGUUGUUUGUCCUCUGGCUGAAGCUCCUGAUGGGGAGGAAGUGCCAGUUGUUAAUUUUGCCACAACUGGGAUCAUUCGUUGUAGAAAAUGCCGCACAUAUGUGAACCCAUAUGUGACGUUCACAGAUGGUGGAAGAAAGUGGCGGUGCAACAUAUGUGCUUUGCUGAAUGAUGUUCCGGGUGAUUAUUUUUCCCAUUUGGAUGCCAGUGGCAGAAGAAUUGAUUUGAAUGAACGGCCUGAGCUUACCCAAGGUAGUGUGGAAUUUGUUGCUCCGGCUGAAUACAUGGUGCGGCCUCCAAUGCCGCCACUCUAUUUUUUCCUCAUCGAUGUAUCAAUAUCUGCUGUUAAAAGUGGAAUGCUUGAGGUAGUGGCACAGACUAUUAAGUCUUGUUUGGACAGGUUGCCUGGCUGCCCCAGAACACAGAUUGGGUUCAUUACCUUUGACAGCACGUUACAUUUUUACAACAUGAAGUCAUCUUUGAUGCAGCCUCAAAUGAUGGUGGUUUCAGAUCUGGAUGAUAUAUUUGUUCCAUUGCCUGAUGAUCUCCUUGUCAAUUUAUCAGAGUCAAGAAAUGUGGUCGAUGCAUUUCUUGAUAGCUUACCAUCCAUGUUUCAGGAUAAUGUAAAUGUAGAAUCUGCUUUUGGUCCAGCUCUUAAAGCCGCAUUCAUGGUUAUGAACCAACUUGGUGGUAAAUUGUUGAUUUUCCAGAAUACACUGCCCUCACUUGGUGUUGGCCGCCUAAGGUUGCGUGGAGAUGAUCACCGUGUUUAUGGAACGGAUAAAGAGCAUGCAUUAAGAAUAGCAGAAGAUCCAUUUUACAAACAGAUGGCAGCUGAUUUUACUAAAUAUCAGAUAGCGGUGAAUGUCUAUGCAUUCAGUGACAAGUAUACUGAUGUAGCCUCCCUAGGAACUCUGGCAAAAUAUACUGGUGGUCAGGUAUAUUAUUAUCCAAACUUCCAAUCUGCCAUUCACAAAGAGAAGUUGGGGCAUGAGUUAGCCAGGGACCUUACAAGAGAAACUGCCUGGGAAGCUGUCUUGCGUAUAAGAUGUGGAAAAG